GUAAACAUAGACCUGUCAAACAACACAAACGCCAUCUUGACAGCACCCUCAAAAUGGCAGAAAGAUGUGAGCUAGAAACCGAGUCCAAACUAAGAUUCCUGCUCUCUGUCUUUUAAAAACACACUCGACAGUUCUUCCACAAACGAGCGGUAAUGGGGUUGGAGUCCAGCACGGCAGCUCAGAGCCUGUAAAAUGGAUAUAACGACGGCGGUUUUCAACGCGGCCAGAGAUGGUAAGCUGAAACUUAUCCAGAAGUUGCUGAGCAACAAAACUCCUGAGGAGCUGGAGGCUCUGGCCGAGGAGAAGACGCAGGGUGGCACCCCUCUGCUGAUAGCCUCUCGAUACGGACAUUUAGAGGUUGUAGAUUACCUCCUUGAACAUUGUAAAGCAAAUGUUGAACUCGGGGGGGCGGUUAACUUUGACGGCGAGACCAUCGAGGGGGCUCCGCCGCUGUGGGCGGCGUCGGCAGCCGGUCACCUCCCCGUGGUGAAGACCUUACUGAAACACGGUGCCUCAGUCAACAACGCAACGCUAACUAACUCAACGCCGCUCCGGGCUGCCUGCUUCGACGGUCACCUGGAGAUCGUCCGCUACCUGGUGGAGCACAGAGCCGACAUGGAGGUAGCGAACCGCCACGGCCACACCUGCCUCAUGAUCUCCUGUUACAAGGGCCACAAGGAGAUAGCCAAGUUCCUCCUGGACCGGGGUGCUGAUGUCAACCGCAAGAGCGUGAAGGGAAACACCGCCCUCCACGACUGUGCCGAGUCAGGUAGUCUGGACAUUAUGAAGAUGCUGCUGAAGUGCAACGCUCGCAUGGAGAGAGACGGAUACGGCAUGACCCCGCUCCUCGCUGCCAGCGUCACAGGACACACCAACAUCGUAGAGUACCUCGCCCACCAGCCUCGCACCUCCAGAGAGGAACGCAUAGAUGCACUUGAACUCCUUGGGGCGACUUUUGUGGACAAAAAGCGGGACCUCUUGGGGGCGAUGAGGUACUGGAGGAGGGCCAUGGAGCUGAGGCAACCAGGGGACAAAGCUGGAUCCCUGGCCAAGCCUCCACCUGGGCCCCCUAUCCCUGCUUAUGGCUGUGCGCAGGAGGUGAGCACUGCAGAGGAACUGGAAGCUUUGAUCACAGACCCUGAUGAAAUGAGGAUGCAGGCCUUGUUGGUUCGAGAGCGCAUCCUGGGGCCAUCCCACCCAGACACCUCUUAUUACAUCCGCUACAGGGGAGCCGUGUAUGCUGACUCAGGCAACUUUGAACGCUGCAUCAGCCUGUGGAAAUACGCUUUAGACAUGCAGCAGAGCAAUCUGGACCCCCUCAGUCCGAUGACCGCCUCCAGUUUUCUGUCCUUUGCAGAGCUCUUCUCUUUUGUUCUCCAAGACCGGGCCAAAGGCACCCUGUCAACGCGUAUCACCUUCCACGAUCUCAUGACUGUGCUGGGGAAAAGUGUGAGGGAAGUAGAGAGAGCGGUGGCGCAGAAGGACAACCCUCCAGAAGCUCCCCAGUUCACCAAAGCCCUCUCCAUCAUCCUCCACCUCAUCUUCCUACUGGAGAAGCUGGAGUGCAGCCCAGAGCAGGAGCAUCAGAAGAAGCACACAGUGUACCGUCUGCUAAAGCUGAACCCUCGAGGCAGGAGCGGCUUCGCCCCCCUCCACAUGGCUGUAGACAAGGAAACCACGUCCGUGGGCCGCUACCCCGUCGGCCGCUUCCCCUCCCAGGCGGUUGCAGCGUUGCUCCUAGAGUGCGGCGCGGACGUCGAUUCACGCGACUGUGAGAACAACACACCGCUGCACGUUGCUGCUACCAACGGCUGUCCAGAGAUUAUGGCGCUACUCAUGAAAGCUGGGGCUCAUUUUGACGCUAAAAAUGCACAGAGGAAGACGGCCUACGAGCUGCUGGAUGAGCAGAGCAGCGGGCACCCGGCCCUCUACCCACUGAACUAUAUCACCCUUCAGUGCCUGGCGGCGCGUGCAAUUGAGAAGCACAGACUGCCCUACAGGGGACUCAUCUCUGAGGAGAUGGAGGCUUUCAUUGAGCUGCACUGACUUCCACAACUGUCCCCUGGUGAGGCGUCCCCCUGCACUACUCUUUCUGUUGUCCCCCACACCUUACUGUGACCUGCCACAAACUUGGUCCUCCACGCCAUUCUCCCUCAUCUUCGUCUCCUUUUGACUUCUGCUUCGCUCCUGACUCUACCAACCUUGUGUCAGACCAAACCAUAGCAAUAAACACCCAGCCUCGGGGCUUAAAUCUCUGGCUGAGAUCUGGUCAGUUCUCGCUUGAUUCUAACAUAAAGUCACAUGGACGUUCAAAAUGAUUGUUGGUUUCUACCGCUAUUUAAAGCUGGAUGAAACUUCAACUUGAUAUAGGCUUUAAUGCAUUUUCCCUCUUUUUGUCCCAGUAAGAAGGAGACUCCCGGUAUGAUUGUGCGUGUUUGCUGCUGGCUGGACUGUAUGAAAGAUGGGUUUAAGUAUUACUGAUAGGAGGCGUCUGAACAAACUAGCCAGGUAACAUGCAUGAAAAUGAAGAGUGAAUAUGGUCGCUCACUUGUUGUUUUGCAAAUCAUUCAGAAAGGAUGUGUUUGAACAAACUCAACCACCAAAACGUGCGCACGCUGGCAUUUUUUUUUUUGCCUGGUUCUGUUUGUUUACAUAUACCAUCUGCUAUGUUUCUCUGGUGUGGGACGGUGUUGAACUUACUGUGCCAAAUGUCAGCCAUGGAGCCAUGUUCUGUUACAGACUAAACUGGUGGGAAAGUGAGAAGAAACUAACUUUUAACUAUAAACAGAGGUAACAACCGAGGCCUCCAGUUCCAGAAGAUAUUUGAUAUUUCAGACUGACGUGAUCUGACGGCCUGCGGAGCCGUCAUUUUGAAAGACUUUUAUGAGAUAGAGGAUGAGUGGUAUCAUCACUCUGACUAUAAGUAAAAAAGAGCGGGUGCCGUUGUUUGGCUAACACUCCCCAGUCUCUCCACACAGACGUUCAUAACCUAUGCAGUUUGUGAUAUUCCAAUCAGAGGCAACAUUUUUCAAGCAAAAAUUCACCACAUAAACAGAUUUUACAUGGGAUUAUUUACAUGCUUAUCUUUACAGGGUAAUGACUAAAACCUGGGGCUGCUUCGUUGACAAUGAAUUGGCAUCUUCUGAAUUUUAUGAACUAAGAAUGUUUGCUUAAACUUUCUGCCUAUGUCCAAAUGAACAAUUUUAAACUGGAACCUAAAGUGUGCCUACAUCCGUUUACUUCUGGGUAAUGUCAGCAUCAACAAAGAUAUUUAAUUCACUGUCAGAGAAGCAGUAUCAGAAGCAGGACAUUUUUUGAUGAUCACAACAGAGCUUAAGCCCUCUUGUUUGUAUCCUUGAGAAAAAGUCACACGCUAACGCAUCAUGUGUCAAUUCUGUUUUGGAGUGAAUUUUCCCUUUAACCUCAGAUGCAGUUCACAGAAACGGAACAGAUGGCUCUACGGGCCAUUCCUGCAUCUCAGUCUUAUUUUUAAUAGUCUCUCUUUUGUUUAUCUUGUGUCAUCAUGAAUGUUUUAUUUGUCUGUCUGUGCUAAGCACCACCAAGUUGAAUGCACACUGAGAGGCUCUAAAUCCUACAUUGACAACUUACAUUCAGGCUAUGAACUGUAGCUGCCUUUCUUUUUCUCAACUGAUUCGUUUAACUGACGGUAACUCAAGAACAAAAGUGUGUUGGAGAUACUUGAAUAAAAUUCAGUGUCACAGCAUUAUCUGCGGG
Messenger RNA from Morone saxatilis (striped sea-bass), 3735 nucleotides. RefSeq names its product fem-1 homolog a (gene fem1a). The transcript has a single exon. Lineage: Eukaryota; Metazoa; Chordata; Actinopteri; Moronidae. Gene Ontology annotation, molecular function: protein binding. Bases 193 to 2046 code for a protein of 617 amino acids. The record is from RefSeq and is a predicted model, not a curated record.